AAAGAGUUGGGCAGUUUGCAGGACCGAGAGGAAUCCCUUAGGAUGAAGCUGAAUCUUACUAAGGUAGUUAAUGGCUGUCGCCUGGGUAAAAUAAAAAACCUGGGCAAAACGGGCAACCACACCAUCGACAUUCCAGGUUGCCUUCUGUACACCAAGACUGGCUCUGCCCCACACCUCACCCAUCAAACGCUGCAUAAUAUUCACGCGCUUCCUGCCAUGGCUCAGCUUACACUGUCAUCACUGGCAGAACAUCAUGAAGUCUUGGCAGAAUAUAAAGAAGGAGUUGGAAAGUUUAUAGGCAUGCCAGAGUCACUCUUGUACUGCUCCCUACACGAUCCAGUCAGUCCUUGUCCAGCUGGUUAUGUAACAAACAAGUCUGUGUCUGUGUGGGGUGUUGGAGGACGAGUGGAAAUGACUGUUUCCAAGUUCAUGGCAAUUCAGCAGGCCCUUCAGCCAGACUGGUUCCAGUGCCUCUCAGAUGGAGAGGUGUCUUGUGAAGAAGCAACUUCCAUAAAAAGGGCCCGAAAGUCUGUUGACCGGUCACUUCUGUUCCUGGAUAAUUGUCUGCGGCUACGGGAAGACUCAGAGGUCCUUCAGAAAAGUGUCAUCAUUGGAGUGAUUGAAGGUGGAGAUGUGAUGGAGGAGAGGCUGAGGUCAGCACGAGAGACAGCCAAGCGGCCCGUAGGUGGCUUCCUUCUGGAUGGCUUUCAGGGGAAUCCAGCGACCCUGGAGACUAGACUGCACUUGCUAUCAUCGGUCACUGCAGAGCUGCCAGAGGACAAACCAAGGCUUAUCUCUGGAAUUAGCCGGCCAGAUGAGGUGCUCGAGUGUAUUGAAAGGGGAGUGGACUUAUUUGAGAGUUUUUUCCCUUAUCAAGUGACAGAACGGGGCUGUGCUCUGACUUUCAGCUUUGAUUACCAGCCGAAUCCUGAAGAGACAUUAUUACAGCAAAAUGGGACACAAGAAGAAAUAAAAUGUGUGGAUCAGAUAAAGAAAAUUAAAACAACUGAUUGCAACCAAGAAAUGACAUCAUUUGAAAUUAAUCUCAAGGAAAAAAAGUACCAGGAGGACUUUAACCCACUGGUGAGAGGAUGUUCCUGCUACUGCUGUAAGAAUCACACCCGUGCGUAUAUCCACCAUCUGCUGGUGACCAAUGAGCUGCUGGCUGGGGUCCUGCUUAUGAUGCACAACUUUGAACACUAUUUUGGAUUUUUCCACUCUGUCCGGGAAGCACUAAAAAGUGACAAACUGGCACAGUUGAAAGAGCUUAUCCACAGGCAAGUAUCUUGAGACCUGGUGAAUACAAGUCUGACUCUUUACACAGAGCCUGUACUGCUGUUAGAACAUGGGACAAAAUGAAGAAGAAAUGCCCUUAGCUUUAAUCAUUUAUGCUUGGGACUAAGGUCAGAAGAAAUAAAGAAUGUAUGUGUCAAACUGCCCACAUGAGGGUGAAGAGAUUUCUUCUGAAGACUUAAAUGACCUGGAUUGAUCAGAGAGAAUUGAACUAUGACCUUCAAUAUUUCUAGGCUAACUCUUUCAGUUUAUAGAGAUUCAUUUAAUCAAAAACAUAAACUUUAGAUGUGAGUGAGUGGACAGCGUUGAAGGGGGGGUAAGAGAUUCUGAGGGGCCACUGAGUUGGAGUGAGGCUUCAGAAGAGAUGACUGAGCAGCAUUGACCUCUGGACACAGGCCUGUAGACUGGAGGAGGAAUCUGGCUGACUUUGAUCUUCAUACUCAGGAGGCUCUUUUGGAUACUUCUGCCUUCCAAGCUGCCCUGGCCACAAAGUCAAUCAGAAAUGGCUCUUGUGACUUAAUUGGACUUGUAUCUCCCUGGAAUUUUGGGCUCAAACAUUGCUCCUGUGAUUGGUUGGCCCAGGUUACACUCUUUCAUUUGGCCACAUGGUCUGUUUAUGACUUGUCUCUCUAGAGCCAAGGCAGUUGCCUGCUAGGAGCCAAAAGUUUGCCUGGUUUUCAUUUGUAAGUACAGAUCCACUAGGGUCUGCCUUCCAGGCUUGUUAAUAGUCUGACCACAUAAUCACUAUAGCUCCAUCACUUGUGAAGAUACAUUUGUAGUGUGUUCACUUGGACAGGGCUCUGGCCUGGCAGAGCGAGCAUCAGUUUCUGUUCUGCUCAGUGGUGACACCUGGGCUCAUCACUUACGCUCUCCAUGCCUAUUUCCUCCUGAAUAAAUGGGAACAGGCAUGGUGGCUAGGACUAAAUGAACUUCCAAUAUUCUGUCUAGCUCUAAAAUUUGAGGAACAAAAAGUUUUAGAUAUAGUUAUAGCUUUACUUGUUGUCCUUGCUUAUGAAUCACUAUUGGCCUGAUAAAAGAAAGGACACAGUGCUGGAGAUAGGCAACAGUAGAGAUAUUUGAGAGCCUAACAAGAGAUUUGGCCUAAGGAUUUUAAAGUGGUCGGUGAACUGGCAUCAGCAGGUCCUGAGGCUGGUGAUGAGGGUUCUUCCUAAGUCAUUUUCGUAUUUGUCAAGUUUUCAAUAAGGAAUACACAUACAUGCACAUGUACACAUAUAGUUUUUAUAAGAACAACAAUAGC
Molecule: messenger RNA, 2551 nt
Organism: Otolemur garnettii (small-eared galago)
Lineage: Eukaryota; Metazoa; Chordata; Mammalia; Primates; Galagidae
Gene: QTRT2
Product: queuine tRNA-ribosyltransferase accessory subunit 2
Exons: 9
Coding region: 43-1290 (415 amino acids)
Molecular function (GO): tRNA-guanosine(34) queuine transglycosylase activity
Source: RefSeq, a predicted model, not a curated record